AUUACUAUUAUCAAACCAAACCAAACAAAAUCAUAUCUUCCUUCUCUUGGUAGCCUCUUCAGAGUCUCUUUUUUUCUCUCUCUGACAAUGUCUGUGCAACUCUGGGAGACCUUGAAGGAGGCCAUAGUGGUCUACACUGGCCUAACUCCUUCCACCUUUUUCACUGUGCUUGCUUUAAUUCUGGCCGUUUACUACGUCGUUUUGGGUGUCUUUGGGGCUCCACCGGAGCGCCCCCGGCCCCGCCACGUCGAGGAGGAGGAGAUGCCGCCUCUGCGGCCGCCGGUCCAGCUCGGUGAGAUCACGGCUGAGGAGCUCAAAGCCUACGACGGCACUGAUCAGAGUAAACCCUUGCUUAUGGCCAUCAAGGGACAGAUCUACGAUGUCUCCCAGAGCAGAAUGUUUUAUGGACCUGGUGGACCUUAUGCUCUAUUUGCUGGAAAGGAUGCUAGCAGGGCUCUAGCAAAGAUGUCUUUUGAAGAGAAAGAUCUGACUGGGGAUAUUUCUGGCCCUGGCCCAUUUGAGCUUGAUGCUUUACAAGACUGGGAAUAUAAGUUCAUGAGCAAGUAUGUAAAGGUUGGAACUGUUAAAAGUGAUGUUCCUGCAACUGAAUCAGAGUCCACCGCAGAACCAUCAGAAACAACUUCCCGUGAUAUUGAUACUGCUCCUGCCGUCAAGCCCAAUGAAGAUGGCAAAUCAGAAACUGGUGCUGUUAAAAGUGAAGAAACCCCUUCAAACAUUGAUGCAGGAAAAGAAGAGUGAUGCUUGAGUUGUCCCACAAUGCCCGUGUCGAAAUGGAGAGAGACAAAAAUAUGCAGCGUAAAGACCGAGUAAAUGUAAGGCCAGCUUUUUAGAAGAUAAAUAUCCUCUGAUUGUCCCUUUAUUUCUUUAUUUGAAUAUUCGGUUUUAUAAUAAUCAACUGUGGGUAGAUUUUUUAAAUUUAAUAGUGUGUACGUGUUAUAUUAGACUGGUAAGUUUUAUUGAAUAAUAUUUUUGUGACAAAAAUAAAUAAAGCAUAAUUAGUCUUUCA
Messenger RNA from Vigna unguiculata (cowpea), 1027 nucleotides. Its product is annotated as membrane steroid-binding protein 1-like. The record is from RefSeq and is a predicted model, not a curated record. Gene Ontology annotation, cellular component: membrane; endoplasmic reticulum; endomembrane system. Lineage: Eukaryota; Viridiplantae; Streptophyta; Magnoliopsida; Fabales; Fabaceae.